Molecule: messenger RNA, 897 nt
Organism: Mesorhabditis spiculigera
Lineage: Eukaryota; Metazoa; Nematoda; Chromadorea; Rhabditida; Rhabditidae
Source: the annotation of a GenBank genome assembly
AUGGGCAGCUCGGGCAGUGAUUCGGAUAAUGCUGUCACGCCGGUCAGGAAUGGUGAUCAGGCGUUCUUCGAGAGUCUGCUGGGGGCCUCCGUCAGUUCUUGUGCCCCGCUCAAGGAAAUCGUCGAAAACCUGACGCACGUAGAGGGUCUCUGCAAAGAACUCCGCCACUGCGUACUCCCCGAUGUCAACGGUGUCAACCAGGCACUAAUGCAUGAUUGUAUGCUCUUUCGGACCAAGGAUCUCAAGCAUGACCCGACCACUGUCUUCAAGGAGUUCUACCCAGCCUCGAUGAACGACGUGCGUAUGUGGAACAUUCGGGAGAUGCGCAUCUGCAUCGAGUGGGGCAAGACGUUCGAGGCGUUCACAAGAUUGUCGAUUAACGAUCAGCUCUCCCUUGUGCGAAACUUUGCCUUCACCUUCAACCUCCUCAAUCGAGUAUUCUACUCCCCGGACCAUGGUCCCGACAAGAUUGUCUACCAAAAUGGAGCGUUCAUUUUGAGAGAACCUCAGCAACAGGUGCAACUGUCCGGUUGUCGCUUGAUCUACCCCCGGCAAAUGGACGAGAUCAUGAUCCCGUUCCGGAAGUUGAACAUCACCGAGGCGGAAUUUGCCACGUUUAAAGCCGCAUUCUUCUUUAAUCCAGACGCCCUCGACCUCUCCCAAAAAGCGAAAGAAGAGGUGGCCGACGAGCGGAACAAGUACCUCUCCGCCCUCUUCACCCUCAUCACCAACAAGCUCGGCAUCCCGUUGGGCGUCCAAAAGUACGGCUCGCUACUAAUGAUGACGGCCAGUAUACAGAACAUCAUCGCCCAAAACGAGGAGAACAUGCAGGUGAUGGAGCUGUUCAAGAAUUGGGAGGUCGACCCGUUCGUGAAAGAGCUCUGUAUGAAAAGAGCU